Molecule: messenger RNA, 495 nt
Organism: Apaloderma vittatum (bar-tailed trogon)
Lineage: Eukaryota; Metazoa; Chordata; Aves; Trogoniformes; Trogonidae
Gene: TMEM182
Product: transmembrane protein 182
Exons: 3
Cellular component (GO): membrane
Source: RefSeq, a predicted model, not a curated record
CACAGGCAGAAAGUCAAGUGAAGAGAAACUUCUUCAGAUAUGAGCUGUAUUCUCCAAACAGCUUUUUAGUCACUUUCCCAAAAAUUUAUUUUACUGUUUCUUCUUAAGUAAUUAAGCUUUUUUCUUUUUUUUUUUUUUUUAAGAUAACUUUGAUAAUGAAACUGAGUGUGGGGAUAUUUUUUGGAGGUUUCUUUGCGGCUCUGGGGGUUUUGCUUUUUUUGGUAGCAUUUGGAACUGAUUAUUGGCUUCUUGCUACAGAAGUAGGAAGGUGUUCAAAAGCACCUGAAGAUACUGUGGGAGAGAAGGCCACUUUCCAUCAUGAAGGUUUCUUCUGGAGAUGCUGGUUUAGUGGAAAUGUAAGAGAGAAUAACGCCAGCAUGUGGAAUUUCUGGUAUACUAAUCAGUCACCUUCGAAGAAUUGUACACAUGCUUACCUGUCACCAUUUCCUCUUAUCCGAGAUGAACACAACUCAACCUCCUAUGACUCUGCAAUCA